AUGAAUUCAACUGUUUUUAACGACACAGGCAGCGCUUUGUUUUCCAACAGAAGCAGCGAGAGCUUUCUUUCGUGCUGUAAUUUGUCCUCGGUGGUGACGGACAGCGGGUUUGUGUCCACGGCGCUGGACGAGCGCAGCGUGUUCGUCACGCGCACGGUUCAGAUCGCGGUGAUGUGCGUGCUGGCGCUCACCGUGGUCUUCGGCAUCUUCUUUUUAGGCUGUAACUUGCUCAUUAAGUCCGAGGGUAUGAUCAACUUUCUGGUCACGGACAGAAGACCGUCAAAGGAUGUCGAAGCGGUCAUCGCGGGAUCGUACUAG
Molecule: messenger RNA, 318 nt
Organism: Sinocyclocheilus rhinocerous
Lineage: Eukaryota; Metazoa; Chordata; Actinopteri; Cypriniformes; Cyprinidae
Gene: rprmb
Product: reprimo, TP53 dependent G2 arrest mediator candidate b
Exons: 1
Coding region: 1-318 (105 amino acids)
Source: RefSeq, a predicted model, not a curated record